AUGAAGUUCACUUCUACCACCGUCCUGACGCUGGCCGUUGCCGGCUCCGUCUCUGCUUCCAGACACGCUCACGGCCAUCACCACGCCCACCUCGACAAGCGCGUUGUCACCCAGGUCGUGCCUGUCCCCGGCCCUACCGUCAUCGCCUAUGUGCUCGACGGAAAGCCUAUCCCCAAGGAGGAGGCCUGCUCUGGUGUCAAGAGCGGCAAGUACUCUUGGGGUGAUGGCAGCAGCCACGACGAUGUCUGCGGUGCUCCAGCUGGCCCUGUCCCAGCUCCUCCAGCUGGCAACCAGUUCUACGAGGCACCAUCCAGCUCUGUUGCUCCUCCACCAAAGCCAACCCCUCAGCCAAAGUCCUACGGCGAGUCCGUGCCAAAGCCAGAGAAGCCAGAAAAGCCUGAGCACCCAGAAAAGCCAGAGGAGCCAGAGUCUCCAUCCGGCGGUGAGGGUGUCGACCUGGAGUUCCCAGACGGCAAGGUCGACUGUAGUGACUUCCCAUCCAAGUACGGUGCCCUCUCUCUCGACUACCUAGGCCUCGGCGGUUACUCUGGCAUCCAGCACGUCACUCCCCUCGGAAACGCAUUCGGCACCAUCCGUACCGCCAUCUCUGGUGAGUCUUGCGUUGACGGAGCCAUGUGCUCCUACGCCUGUCCCCCUGGCUACCAGAAGUCCCAGUGGCCAACCCGCCAGGGUUCCACCGGUGAAUCCGUCGGUGGUCUCGAGUGCUCCAACGGUAAACUCCACCUCACCAACCCUGGCUUGUCCAAGAAGCUCUGUAUCCCUGGUGUUGGAGGUGUCAAGGUCAAGAACACCCUUGGCCAGAACGUCGCCGUCUGCCGAACUGACUACCCCGGAACCGAGUCUGAAGUCGUCCCUCUCAACGCCAUGCCUGGAUCCACCACUCCUCUUACCUGCCCCAAGGCCGAGUCCUACUAUGCCUGGAAGGGUAUGCCCACCUCCGCUCAGUACUACGUUAACCCAGCUGGUGUUCCCCCAUCCAAGGCUUGCCAGUGGGGUGAGGCCGGCGGUAACAUCGGUAACUGGGCUCCUAUCAACUUGGGUGUUGGCGAGAAGGCCGGUGCCAAGUGGCUGUCCAUCAUUCCUAACCGCCCAACCACCAACGCCAUCUUGGACUACACCGUUGAGAUCGUUGGCGACAACCUCGGUGGUACCUGCAAGUACCAGGGAGGAAAGUUCCACUCCCUCACCGGUGUCAACGAAGAUGGAUGCACGGUCCAAGUCAUGUCUGGUGACGCCACCUUCGUCUUCUCUGAAUAG
Molecule: messenger RNA, 1278 nt
Organism: Arthroderma uncinatum
Lineage: Eukaryota; Fungi; Ascomycota; Eurotiomycetes; Onygenales; Arthrodermataceae
Product: UTH1
Exons: 2
Coding region: 1-1278 (425 amino acids)
Biological process (GO): fungal-type cell wall organization
Cellular component (GO): fungal-type cell wall; cell surface
Source: RefSeq, a predicted model, not a curated record